Molecule: messenger RNA, 2145 nt
Organism: Poeciliopsis prolifica (blackstripe livebearer)
Lineage: Eukaryota; Metazoa; Chordata; Actinopteri; Cyprinodontiformes; Poeciliidae
Gene: gtf2h4
Product: general transcription factor IIH, polypeptide 4
Exons: 15
Coding region: 109-1503 (464 amino acids)
Biological process (GO): nucleotide-excision repair
Cellular component (GO): transcription factor TFIIH core complex; transcription factor TFIIH holo complex
Molecular function (GO): ATPase activator activity; double-stranded DNA binding
Source: RefSeq, a predicted model, not a curated record
AAGAAGAAGAAGAAGAAGAAGAAGAAGAAGAAGCAGAAGACUGUGACCAUGUUAUUUUGUUCAAAGUAAAUUUCUACAACGAAGAGUUUGCCGUCCUGUCUUACGAUCAUGAAGCUGCGGGUCCAGCUGCAGUGUAAGAACCUCCAUGAAUACUUAAGAGAACUGAAUCCUGAGAUACUGGACAGACUGUAUAACCACCCAGCAACAUGUCUGGCUGUCUACAGGGAGCUUCCCUCACUUGCUAAGAACUAUGUGAUGCGCAUGUUGUUCCUGGACCAGCCUCUCCCCCAGGCAGCUGUGGCACUUUGGGUACAAAAAACUAGUCAGAGGGAUCAUGAUGACUGUGUUUCAGUGCUGACUGGUCUUCGCCUUUGGCACAGUCAGCACCUUCAAGGUGGGCUUCAAGGAUACAUUUUAAAUCCAGUGUUCAAAGAAAACCUGGGAACAGCAUUGCUUGGAGGAGGUGCACAGUGGGCAGACGAGGGGAGCAGCCUGGGGCCUGAUCGCCAUGCACGCGACGUUGAGAGCCUGGACCGCUAUGCUAUGGAACGCUGGGAAGUGAUCCUGCAGUUCAUGGUGGGUUCACCUAGUGCUGUUAGUCAAGACCUGGCUCAGCUCUUGAUUCAAGCCGGCCUCAUGAGAAGUGAGGCAGGGGAAGCACCGUACAUCACUUCCGCUGGUUUCCAGUUCCUCCUUCUGGACACAGCCUCUCAGCUUUGGUAUUUCACGUUGCAGUACCUCAAAACUGCUCAGUCUAGAGGGAUGGAUCUUGUGGAGAUCUUAUCCUUCUUGUUCCAGCUCAGUUUUUCUACUUUGGGGCGAGAUUACUCAGUGGAGGGCAUGAGUGAGUCAUUGCUAACUUUCCUGCAGCACCUUCGGGAGUUUGGACUGGUGUUUCAGAGGAAGAGGAAGUCCCGGCGGUACUAUCCCACCAGACUGGCAAUUACUUUGGCUGCUGGAGUAACUACCAGCUCUGCCUCUACCUCCUCCACCAACAUUACUUCCGUUCCUGGAACUAAAGAUGCUGGCUUCAUUGUUGUGGAAACCAAUUAUCGUCUCUACGCCUACACAGAUUCAGAACUUCAGAUUGCCCUGGUGGCUCUUUUCAGUGAAAUGUUGUAUCGCUUUCCCAACGUGGUGGUCGCUCAGCUUACCAGAGAAUCCGUCCAGCAGGCCAUCGCCAAUGGAAUUACCGCUCAGCAGAUCAUCCACUUUCUAAGGACCAGAGCUCACCCUGUCCUGCUCACACAGACCCCAGCGCUGCCUCCAACUAUAACAGACCAGAUCAGACUGUGGGAGCUUGAGAGAGAUCGGCUGCAAUUCACAGAGGGAGUGCUCUACAAUCAGUUCCUGUCACAAGCAGACUUUGAGGUGCUGCGAGACAGAGCUCAGGGUUUGGGCUGUCUGGUGUGGCAGGAUGUGGCUCACAGGGUGAUGGUGGUGACAUCCCAAGGACACAGCGAGGUCAAGAGGUUCUGGAAACGACAGAGGUCUCACAUAUAGCCAGAGGAAGCUGCUCAUGGAGCAUUUGUUUACUACUGAUGCUGAUAAAGACAGUGUGUCACAGGACCUUGCUGUUCAAAGCCUGAAGAUCUACAACAUCAAAGCUAACACGUCAGAGGAUCCAGACAUCGGUAUCGUGGUGGACGGCGUGAAAAUUCUAACUGCUCUGGGUAACUUUCCAAGGGCUUGCUCCCUGCUCGUUGGGUUGGUGUAUGCUAUGAGUCUUGCCUAUCCAAAGGAGCUCAGAUACACGUUUGAAGUGUUUCAGAAACUUCUCCUCGGCCUGGAUAGUUCAAAGCUCUCCACAAAAGUGAACAGCCUCAGGAAUAAACUACUGGCUUAAGAAAACGGACCCUUGCUAAACAAAAGGGAAUAGACAAGUCACUGUCAAAACCAACACGCAAAACUUUGUGAAAUGCUCUGUGAAGUUAGUUAAAAUUUGGGUAAUUUUCAGUUCAGUGGAUUUCUGCAUGUGUUUUUUUUCUUGCAGUACAUUACAGUUAACUACCCUUUCUGACCCCUUGUUCUCAUAUGUGCGGCCUGUUAUAUGGCUUUGGAUCUGUUCAGGUCUGUCACAUGUAGGCCUGUCGCGAUAAACGAUAAGUCAAUUAAUCGCACAAUAAAUUAAAACUAUCGACCUCA